GCGGGGGAGGCUGUGGGCGGGGCCGGGCGGAGGUUGUGGGCGGGGCCUGAGCGCGGCCGCCGUGGCGCCUGCGCCUCCCGUUGUGCAGUGCGUCCCGCGCCGCGUUCGAGUUCUCGGAGGGGAGGGGGCGUUAGCCCCGCGCAGCCGCCGGCGUCGCCGCCAUGGACCUAGGACCCUUGAACAUCUGUGAAGAAAUGACUAUUCUGCAUGGAGGCUUCUUGCUGGCCGAGCAGCUGUUCCGCCCUAAGGCGCUGGCAGAAUUGACAAAGUCUGACUGGGAACAUGUUGGACGGCCCAUCGUGGAGGCCUUAAGGGAGAUCUCCUCGGCUGCAGCACACUCCCAGCCCUUUGCCUGGAAGAAGAAAGCCCUGAUCAUCAUCUGGGCCAAGGUUCUGCAGCCGCACCCCAUGACCCCGUCCGACACGGAGACACGGUGGCAGGAAGACCUGUUCUUCUCGGUGGGCAACAUGAUCCCCACCAUCAACCACACCAUCCUCUUCGAGCUGCUCAAAUCCCUGGAAGCUUCUGGACUCUUUAUCCAGCUCCUGACGGCCCUGCCCACCACCAUCUGCCAUGCAGAACUAGAGCGCUUUCUGGAACACGUGACCAUUGACACUUCUUCCGAAGACGUGGCCUUCUUCCUGGACGUCUGGUGGGAGAUGAUGAAGCACAAGGGUCACCUGCAGGACCCCCUGCUCUCGCAGUUUAGUGCAAUGGCCCAUAAGUACCUGCCUGCCUUAGAUGAGUUCCCCCAUCCUCCAAAGAGGCUUAGGUCAGACCCAGACGUGUGCUCCACCAUGCCCCUGUUGGCCAUGCUGCUCAGCGGGCUGAUGCAGAUCCAGAGUUGGAUCCUGGGCCCUGGGAGGAAGUGCUGUGCGCUGGCCAACCUGGCUGACAUGCUGACUGUGUUUGCGCUGACAGAGGACGACCCCCAGGAGGUGUCUGCAACCGUGUAUCUGGACAAACUGGCCACAGUGAUCUCCGUGUGGAACUCGGACACCCAGAACCCCUACCGCCAGCAGGCGCUGGCAGAGAAGGUGAAGGAGGCAGAACGGGAUGUCAGCCUGACCUCGCUGGCCAAACUCCCCAGUGAGACCAUUUUCGUGGGCUGCGAGUUCCUGCACCGCCUGCUGCGGGAGUGGGGGGAGGAGUUGCAGGCCGUGCUCCGCAGCAGCCAGGAGACAAGUUACGACAGCUACCGGCUGUGCAACAGUCUGACUUCCUUCAGCCAGAACGCGACGCUCUACCUGAACCGCACCAGCCUGUCCAAGGAGGAGAGGCAGGUGGUCUCUGAGUUGGCGGAGUGUGUCAGGGACUUCCUGAGGAAAACGAGCACAGUGCUGAAGAACAGGGCCUUGGAGGACAUCACAGCUUCCAUUGCCAUGGCCAUCAUCCAGCAGAAGAUGGACCGCCAUAUGGAAGUGUGCUACAUUUUUGCCUCUGAGAAGAAGUGGGCCUUCUCGGAUGAGUGGGUAGCCUGCCUGGGGAGUAACAGGGCCCUCUUCCGAGAGCCUGACUUGGUGUUGAGGCUGCUGGAAACAGUGAUAGACGUCAGCACAGCUGACAGGGCCAUCCCUGAGUCUCAGAUACGGCAGGUGGUCCACCUGAUCCUGGAAUGUUACGCAGACCUCUCCCUGCCAGGUAAAAAUAAAGUCCUUGCAGGUGUCCUGCAUUCCUGGGGGCGAAAGGGCCUCUCUGAAAAGUUGCUGGCUUAUGUGGAGGGUUUUCAGGAAGACCUCAAUACGACCUUUAACCAGCUCACUCAGAGUGCCUCCGAACAGGGCUUGGCGAAAGCUGUGGCUUCCGUGGCCCACCUGGUCAUAGUGCACCCAGAAGUCACGGUGAAGAAAACGUGCAGCCUGGCUGUGGUCAAUCUUGGCACCCACAAGUUCCUGGCCCAGAUUCUCACUGCCUUCCCUGCCCUUAGGUUUGUGGAAGAGCAGGGUCCCAAUUCAUCUGCCACUUUCAUAGUGUCAUGCCUCAGAGAAACCGUCUGGAUGAAGUUCUCUACACCCAAGGAAGAAAAGCAAUUUUUAGAGCUCCUGAACUGCCUGAUGAGUCCCGUGAAGCCCCAAGGGAUUCCAGUGGCUGCUCUUCUUGAGCCAGACGAGGUGCUGAAGGAAUUUGUCCUGCCUUUCUUGAGGUUAGAUGUUGAAGAGGUAGACCUCAGUCUGAGGAUCUUCAUCCAGACUCUAGAGGCAAAUGCGUGUCGAGAGGAAUACUGGCUCCAGACCUGCUCCCCGUUUCCGCUCCUCUUCAGCUUGUGCCAGCUCUUGGACGGCUUCAGCAAAUAUUGGCAGCUUCCCAAGGAGAAGCGGUGCCUCUCUUUGGAUAGGAAGGAUCUGACGAUCCAAAUCCUGGAGCUCCUGUGUGAGAUUGUAUCAGCCAAUGCCGAGACCUUCUCCCCGGAUGCCUGGAUCAAGUCCCUGUCCUGGCUCCACCACAAGUUAGAACAGCUAGACUGGACUGUGGGCCUGAGGCUGAAGAACUUCUUUGAGGGGCACUUCAAGUGUGAAGUGCCAGCCACACUUUUUGAGAUCUGUAAGCUUUCAGAAGACGAGUGGACCUCCCAGGCCCACCCAGGGUAUGGAGCCGGCACGGGGCUCCUGGCCUGGAUGGAGUGCUGCUGCGUCUCCAGCAGCGUCUCGGAGAGGAUGCUGUCUCUCUUGGUGGUGGACGUGGGCAAUCCUGAGGAGGUCAGACUGUUCAGCAAAGGCUUUCUGGUGGCCCUGGUACAAGUCAUGCCUUGGUGCAGCCCUCAGGAGUGGCAGCGCCUUCACCAGCUGACCAGGAGAUUGCUGGAGAAGCAGCUCCUCCAUGUCCCGUAUAGCCUGGAAUAUAUUCAGUUUGUUCCCCUGCUCAACCUGAAGCCCUUUGCCCAGGAGCUCCAACUCUCCGUCCUCUUCCUGAGGACUUUCCAGUUUCUCUGCAGCCAGAGCUGUCAUAAUUGGCUUCCUCUGGAAGGCUGGAACCACGUGGUCAAACUCCUCUGUGGCAGUCUGACCCGCCUCCUGGACUCAGUCAGGUUGAUACAGUCAGCUGGCCCUUGGGCUCAAGGACCAGAGCAGGACCUGACCCAGGAAGCCCUGUUUGUUUACACCCAGGUGUUCUGCCAUGCUCUGCACAUCAUGGCCAUGCUCCACCCGGAGGUCUGUGAGCCACUCUAUGUUUUAGCCUUGGAAACCCUCACCUGCUAUGAGGCUCUGAGCAAGACCAACCCUUCUGUCAGCUCCUUGCUCCAGAGGGCACACGAGCAGCGCUUCUUAAAGUCCAUUGCCGAGGGCAUCAGCCCCGAAGAACGGCGCCAAACCCUGUUGCAGAAGAUGAACAGCUUCUGACCUGCGCGGGGAGCUGGGCCCCAACAUGGCGGGUCUGCAGAAGAGCAGCAGCUGCGCGGGAGAAAAAAAGCUGGGCCUCAACGUGACAGGUCUGUGGGGGCCAGACCCAAGCAGCCUGGACUUUACAGUUACGUGAAACUGUCCACAAAAAGUCAUGGCAAUAAUGGUGUAAAGAAAAUAGUUUCUUGGGUAUUUGUAACGUACAAACUAUCAUAAAAAUUCUCCUCUUUUGCAUCUCA
Molecule: messenger RNA, 3577 nt
Organism: Symphalangus syndactylus (siamang)
Lineage: Eukaryota; Metazoa; Chordata; Mammalia; Primates; Hylobatidae
Gene: GEMIN4
Product: gem nuclear organelle associated protein 4
Biological process (GO): spliceosomal snRNP assembly; rRNA processing
Cellular component (GO): SMN complex
Source: RefSeq, a predicted model, not a curated record